Molecule: messenger RNA, 1666 nt
Organism: Dictyostelium purpureum
Lineage: Eukaryota; Evosea; Eumycetozoa; Dictyosteliales; Dictyosteliaceae
Product: molecular chaperone
Exons: 3
Coding region: 35-1663 (542 amino acids)
Biological process (GO): protein folding
Cellular component (GO): chaperonin-containing T-complex
Molecular function (GO): ATP binding; ATP hydrolysis activity; ATP-dependent protein folding chaperone
Source: RefSeq, a predicted model, not a curated record
GCACAUAAAGUGUAUUAUAUAUAUAAAUUAAAAGAUGUCUCAAAUGAUUAGACCACCAAUUGUACUUUUAAAGGAAGGAACAGAUACAUCUCAAGGUUUACCACAAUUAAUUAGUAAUAUAAAUGCAUGUUGUGCAAUUGUUGAUACAGUUCGUACAACUUUAGGCCCAAGAGGUAUGGAUAAAUUAGUUUAUCAAAGUGAAAGACAAGUUACAAUUUCAAAUGAUGGUGCAACAGUUAUGAAACUUUUAGAUAUUGUUCAUCCAGCAGCUCGUACUUUAGUUGAUAUAGCAAAAAGUCAAGAUAGUGAAGUUGGUGAUGGUACCACUUCCGUAGUUAUUAUGGCAGGUGAAUUUUUAAAAGCAGCUAAACCAUUCUUAGAGGAAGGUAUUCACCCACAAAUUAUUAUUAGAGCUUUUAGACAAGCAUGCGAUUUAGCCAAGCAAAAAAUUAAAGAACUCUCCAUCGAAAUCAAACCAGACAAUAUGAGAGAAUUCCUUGAAAAAUGUGCCCAAACUUCAAUGAACUCCAAAUUAAUUGCCUCACACAAACAAUUCUUUUCAAAGAUGGUCGUCGAUGCCGUUCAACUUUUAGAUGAUAAUAUCGAUUUAGAUAUGAUUGGUAUUAAAAAAGAAAGUGGUGGUGGUUUAGGUGAUUCACAAUUCAUUGCCGGUGCUGCCUUCAAGAGAACUUUCUUUUAUGCAGGUUUCGAACAACAACCAAAACACAUUAAAAAUCCAAAAGUUUUAUGUCUCAACAUCGAAUUAGAACUUAAAGCAGAAAAAGAUAAUGCCGAAAUUCGUAUUAGUGACCCAUCUAAAUAUCAAUCAUUAGUCAACGCCGAAUGGAAAUUAUUCUUUGAUAAACUUGAAGCUAUUCACGCUUCUGGUGCCAACGUUAUUCUUUCACGUUUAGCUAUUGGUGAUUUAGCUACUCAAUUCUUUGCCGAUAAAAAAAUGUUUUGUGCUGGUCGUGUCCCAGAAGAUGAUGUUCGUCGUGUUUGUAGAGCUACUGGUGCUGCUAUUCAAACCACCGUUUCAAAUAUUAUUCCAGAAGUUAUUGGUACCUGUGAUGUUUUUGAAGAGAAACAAGUUGGUUCAAAUCGUUACAAUUUAUUCACUGGUUGCAGCAAAACUCAAACUGCUACUAUCAUUCUCCGUGGUGGUGGUGAACAAUUUAUUGAUGAAGCUGAACGUUCACUUCAUGACCUCCAUAUGAUGUCAGAGGAGCUCGUAAACAUGGAUCUGUUUAAAUAUCUCCGGGAUAACUCUUCCUCUCAACUGAUGGUAAAAACACUUUUAAUCAAUGCUUUCGCUAAAGCCCUCGAAGUUAUUCCAAGACAAAUCGCCGAUAACGCCGGUUUCGAUUCAACUGAUAUCCUCAAUCAAUUAAGACAAAAACACGCUCAAGGUCAAAAAUGGUUUGGUGUUGAUAUCACCAAUGAAGGUAUUUGUGAUGCUUAUGAAGGCUCAAUUUGGGAACCAGCUGUAGUUAAAUUAAAUUCAGUUGUUGCCGCAACCGAAGCUACUUGUUUAAUCUUAUCUGUUGAUGAAACUGUUCAAAAUAAUCAAUCCGAUAAACCACAAGCUGGUCCACAAAUUGAUCCACGUACUCGUCAAGCUUUAGGUCGUUCAGGUGCUGUUAGUCAAAUGCGUGGAAGAUAGAUC